Odontomachus brunneus is the source of this 9474-nucleotide messenger RNA. Its product is annotated as dual specificity protein phosphatase 10-like. Gene Ontology annotation, molecular function: MAP kinase tyrosine/serine/threonine phosphatase activity; protein tyrosine/threonine phosphatase activity. NCBI's taxonomy places the organism in Eukaryota, Metazoa, Arthropoda, Insecta, Hymenoptera, Formicidae. Gene Ontology annotation, cellular component: cytosol; cytoplasm. The record is from RefSeq and is a predicted model, not a curated record. Gene Ontology annotation, biological process: protein dephosphorylation; negative regulation of MAPK cascade. The transcript is spliced from 5 exons. Bases 4637 to 5443 code for a protein of 268 amino acids.
UCGUCGGAAUUUCCUUGAGACUGGACGAGAGCGAGCGAGCGAGCGAGUGAGCAAGCAAGCUAGCGAGCAAGCGAGCGAGCCAGCCAUGGUUUCCUACUACGCUUCACGGAUGAGUCAGUCGGUCGGCAUGAUUCCGCGGGUUAUUCGUGGCGGGAGCGGAGACAGCGUGUACGCUCCCAGCCUAAAAUAAGGCCCGGCCAAGUCCUCACAAUCGGACAUCAUCUCCGCGUCGAAUCAACCCUUGGAGCCCCCGCCCUUCCCGGAACUAUCGACGAUUUAGCGUCCACGCGUGGUGCACCGACAUCGAUCAUCGUCGCAGCACGCGUGUUAAAUUGCGAUUAACUCUCAUACUAUCGUAGCAACUAUGAAAAAGCUCAUUUUACGCACGAAAUGCGCGAAACAAUUUUUCAGAAGACUGACGACAGCAUUGUUGCCUGUAGUAUUGCACAAUGCAAUUGUCUUACUUUCAUUCACGAUUUAUAUUUAGGUAACAUGACGACAGACUGAUAACUGUGUGGUUACCGAUAAUAAGAUACUUCCCGAAUUCGAACGACUAAUCACAAAUACGUCUAUGCACUCAUCCUUAGUCACAACGAACGUCAACAGAUCUUCGUCCGACAUCAGUGACGUCAUAUAUAUUGACUUUACGUCAACGUAAAGAUUCACGGAAAAGUGUAUCGCACUGAUUCGGAGAUUGCCGACAACGGAAAGAAAACAAAUGUCGUACUACUUUAAAAAAAAAAACCUACUGAUGAGACUAAUAAUCUUCGAACUCCAGUAAUUCUGGAGAAAUAUAAGAGUAUGUAAGAAUCGAUUACGCUCAAAUGACGAAGCAGACUAGAAUUCUGAGAGUUUGAGAUACAAUAUAGAUACGAAACUUUAAAUUAUCAUCAACCUUUGGAUAUAUACGAGAAUUGAAGUUAAAGAACUUUUAAAAAUGAAAGGCCAAAUAAACUCUCUAGUUAAAAAUCAUAUUCAGGGAUUCUCCACAAGUAUAUUAAAAAACUGGAAUAUAAUGAUUUCAAAAGAUAGAAUCAAAACGUCGUAAAAUACAAACAAUUCCAAAAUAUCUCACAUGUGGUUCUAAUACACCAUGACGUACAGGAAGUUUUAGGUUACCCGCAUUUCAUUUUAUCUACACAUCCUUUGACCACUUGGUAUCGAUCUAGAAGGAAAUGUGGAAAAACCCCGGAAAUACCAUUCUCCCAUAUUUACACGGAAAAAAAUCUCAGUCCAUGUGGUUGAAUGGGACAAGAGAACCAAACGAGAACUCGUGACGAGUGACGAGUGACGAGAAAUAAUAUUUCUUUGUUACCACGACCAAAAAAAUUCGUUUGAACAUUCAACUGCGUUAAAAAACUCGGUUAAGAUAAUCAAGAACGGUUGAUUGAGUAGAAAUCUCCUACAGGGAUCUUUCUGUCCUUAUGACCGAGUUUUCAUCUAAUUCUCAGACAAUUGAAAUUCAGUUACACUAACGGAGUUUUCCUCUGUGUGAGAUAAAAAAUCUCACAAAAAAAAGAAGACUACAAUUCGAGUAACCAGAUAAUCUGAAAAUGUUAGUACGCUUCAUCUGUUUCGAUCAGGUUUCAAUCUGCAGUUUGCGAUGCUCAAUUUUCAACAUGUAGUCCGAUACGGGCUUAACAACGCGUUGGAACAACGAUGCUCUUUGUUUAAGACCCAGGAUCGUCAACGAGAAGGUCGGGAAAGGGCGAAGAUCGAUUUCAUUCGACAGACAGUUAGCGACUCUUGAUUGAACGCAGACGAUAUGGCGAUCGGCACCUCAGGGUCGUGCGUACUGCUCCGACAGUGAGUCAUACUUAACCGCAUCAGGCGUCGAUAUCAACGACAUUUACGAGCGUAUGUUCGACACGCGUCCUUCUAUUGGUCAUCGAAUGACGUGCGAUUGAAAACGACGGGGAACGCGCAGUAAGGGGGCGCGGUAAGGAAAAAAUACCAACUCGAAACCGUCUCUACCAAUUCCUGCGAACCAAGUUCCUCUAUCACUCUCCUCUGCACGCCGUAAUUUGUAGACCACGUGUCUCACCUUCCGCGCGGAAAAGACACCGCCGUUCAUUAUCAUAUUGGCGUGUGCGCGUCUUUCAGUAUCCUUGCCCGCGUGACGUGACGUGUCGCAUUUAAUAAUUAUUACUGCAUUGUCAUAUUCGCGUGACGUAUACGCGCAAUUCUUACGUUGUUUUGCGCGCGCGGUUCUCACGUACGUUUUAAUCCAUUGCAUGCUAUUGGCACAUUGCCUUUCAUUGACCAUAUAUUUACUUACAGUACAGCUACGUUCUUAAAUGGAAAUAAAAAAAAAAUCUAUAUCAUCGUUGAUGUAAAUUCAAUCAAGAAUGAAGAACGAGAAAAAUUCCGGUUUCCUUAGUCAUUCCGUGGCUGCUAUGGAAAUGCACGACCUUCUUGGUCGGCAGCCGGUUAAUUAAACUUUCGAGAUACGCGAUUGCAUCAUAAUUUGCAAUUAAAAAUAUAUAUCGUUCGAUAAAGUCCGACAGCUAGGAAAAUGACUGACGAUUCCGCGAUCUAAUACAUCCGGCGUGUUUGUCGAGAGUAUUGUAAAUAAGAUUUCUAUCAGUUAGAGAGUAGUGAUUCGCAUUAUAUUGUGCUCUACUUUUGUAUCUGCGUAGAUACUACGCAGAUCUUAUCUUUGAAGAAUGAUACGUAAUUCCUAAUGUAUGUACUGUAAGAAGUUGGCGAUCGUUUCGCGCUCGCUAUAUUUCAGCGCAUUAAGCAUGUUUCAGAUUUAUAAUUCACGACAGAAUUCUAUCUUUAAGAGAGCACUCGAAGAAUUGAAAUGACGCUUAUAGAUGUGUAUGCACGCAUAUUUAAUUCUGUCGCAAAUUAUAGAUUGACUGAAGCAGACCUUGCUUGUGAGAACAAUCGCAAGUUGCGAGUACUGAAUUUGUUAAUUUUGUCGUUAAAAUCAAUUCUAAAACUUGGGCCCAUUAUACGCGAUUUCGAUGACUCGCGAGGGUAUCGCCUAAACAUUAAUUAUUAUUAUUAUGUUUUUAUCAAUUUUUAUUAUUGUGUUUUAAUUUAUUAAUUAUUAUUAUUAUAUUGCGUUUUUAUCGACUCAGCGGAAUAAAUCCUCCGACUUAUUUAAAUCUCCAUCUAAAAAGUUUGGACUAUUCCAGGAUUGAUUAAUAGGCGCAUUGAUGGAUAUAGAAAUAAGAGCGUGUCUCUCGAUCUCCAAAUGUGAAGAUACAAAUAUUCGAGGGUCCUAUUGAAUGAAAGAACGAGAAUUAUCGAUUCAACUAUGAUACUUCUCGAAUCAAAAGAAAAAACUGAGAACUGUGAACGUUAAAUCAGUCAGAAAGACCUGCGUUACUUUACUAAUAAUAACUAUAUUCCAAAUUUAUCUUUACGCAGCAACGAAGUCACCGUUGAUUGCGCUUUUUUUAGUUCCCGUUAAGCCAAUUUAAAGAUCCAGGAGCAUCUGAAGAAUUUUGAAAUGAAAAAAAUGCAACAAUACUGGAGAAUGAAGAUUGCAAACAUUCAAAGGCUUAGGAAAUUUUAAUGCAAGUCAAGAAUCUCUUAACGUGACUGAUUAGAAGUGCAUUACCUCCUCGCCAUAGAAAAGGAUCGUCGAGUGAGUGUGUAACUAGGAAAGAAUGUCAAGAUACAUAGACUUUGAGAUCCGAGAAUCUAAAUAUACUCCGUGUGUCAUUUGUUCGAAAUGUACAUGCGGAACAGUUUACAAAUUCCAUGCUGGAGCCGCGCGACGUCGCUCGCGUACACAAUGACGCGAUCUUCCUAAGGAUCCUUGAUCGCGGUGAUCGCGAUCUAGCACCGCAGGAGACCUUGAAAUUGAACGGAAAAAAAAAGGAACAAAGCUUAUGACGUUUCGUCGUAAGCAUAAUAAACGUUUCGCUCUAACAGAUUACUCAUUGGCAUCGAAGGAAUUUCCAUGCGUGAAUCCUUUGAUGUUUAGGUCUUUAGAUCAUUCAUUCCUGGAGUCUGAGUCCACAAGCUUAAUCCGAUCUGAUUCAAUCGGGUAAACGAUUCCAUACCUGGAUGUGGAGAUUGUAUGAUGAGUCGAAAGUUUACCAUUUGACUAAUUUAUAUAGCAAGAAAACAUUACAUUGAAUCCAGAUACUGUACAACAAAAAUUUUAUACAAAGAAGGCGAUGGAAGAGAGACAAUCUGACGAAGUUGGACCAAAAGUUCGAUAAGCUCGUUGGAGUUUCGGACCAACAAUCGUCAGAACGUCUUUAGUAUAUACCCUUUGACAGGGCACCCGGUAUAUGAAAGAACUAACUAGCUGCAUCGCCGGCCGUGGCCUGCGUAAAGAAUUGUACGCGCUCGCGUCUGGUCGCGUACUCUCGGAAACGCUCGGCCAACGAUUCACGACGUCAGCGUCGGGGACGGCGACGGCGGCGGCCGGCCAAUCGGUGCGCCACGCGAUGACUCAUCCUUGCCGGGCCUCAUGUAAACUCUCUCGUGCCGUUUAGCCCGCAGUAUCCCGCCAAUCGUUGCAGGAUCGUGAUCUUUGUCGCGGGUAAAAGACUAGUAAGCGAGAAUUGAACUCACUUGCGCGCUCCUGGCGCCAGGACCAUUUGUUUUGGAUUUUGUGUGUCAAAUGUGUGAGGUGAAACACGGUACGCGCUGACAGUGUUGAUUAAACAUGAGGAUCAGGAAAGACGCGCCUUGCCUCGUGCUGCGACUGGUACCGUUCGAGAAUCUCGAUUCCUGGGGUGGACACCGCGAGUUUCACAGGCGACACCGGGAACUAUGCGAGGACACGCUUUUACCGAGCGGCGGUGGCAACGGCGGCGGCGCCGAUCCCUCAGCGACGACGGUGAGCGGCUGCACGAGUCCUGGACUUGGUUGUCCCGUGCUGAGCGUCUCCGUUUUACCCACACCACAACCUGCCGAUAUCGACAGUCACCCGGCGUCCCGUGUGCUGCCUUUCCUCUACCUCGGUAACGGCAGGGAUGCCGCUGACCUGCAACUACUGCGCGCGCUCGGCGCCACCCGAGUGCUAAACGUCACCUCGCAGCUGCCCGGCUACCACGAGGAACGGGGUAUCACGUACAGGCAGAUACCGGCCUCAGAUUCCAGUCAUCAGAAUCUAAAGCAGUACUUCGAGGAAGCGUUCGAUUUCAUCGAGGAAGCGCGAAAAGCCGGCAGCAGCGUGCUGGUACAUUGUCAAGCCGGCGUAUCGCGUAGUGCGACGAUCGCCAUUGCCUACAUAAUGCGGCACAAAGGUCUGUCAAUGGUGGAGGCGUACAAGCUGGUGAAGAACGCGCGUCCGAUCAUCAGUCCGAACCUAAAUUUCAUGGGCCAGCUGCUGGAACUCGAGCAAGGUCUGAGAGCGUCCGGCGGCGUCGGGAGCUCUGGAGCGUCGGAAGAGCCCACGACGGGUUGUCAUCAGUGUAGGUGGAGUCACCAGUCCAACAGCGAAGAGGUCACCUCCGGCUGCAGCGUCUGAGACCAGGUCCUCUUGUAUCUCCUUUUUCUUGGUGCCUCUUGAGAAAGAGAGAGUUAUCAAUCGAAUCAGCGCUAGCGUCAACGCGCGUUCCACAAACAUAUCUCGAGGCCGAGCGCGAGUGUCGACGAACGUUCUUCCUGCGCCUCUUCGCGACGACGACGACGACGACGACGACGGAGCCGGUAGAUCGCGACAUUGGAUAGUCAGCCGUCUUUACAAAACACGGAACUGAAAUGCAGGGAAGAUUCCGCGAGCCACAAAAGUUCUCUCGAUAUCGCUCACCGAAAUACCUGAAAGCGGAUCCGCUAAACGGAAAGCGGAGUUUCGUGUCUCUGUCGAGCUUCAUAUUUUCCAACAUUUUAAUUUAUCUAUGUUUCGCAUUGUCUAAACAUUGUUGAUUCGAGAGAUCUUUACAAAGUCAAUAUAAAUCUUGAGAUUUCCUGCGCCAAACGAUACGACUGUCCAAUUGAAAAUCCGAUCAGAUUGCCGUUCCGACAACGCGACUUAUUAGUCAAAUCGAAGGGAUGGACGACGUACGAGAGAAGCAUGUCCAUAUUCUUACGAGACUCGAUUUAUUAUCGCUGCUGAAAGUUAUUUUGUGCCACAUGUCGAUUCACGCAGGGAGUUUUUCUAUCGCGGAGAGGCGCAAGCAAAGUGACAGGGAGUGUAUUUUGCGGGAGUAACUUUGAGCGCGUGCUCUCUCUUCGAUAAUGAACAGCAGCGCGUCGGAAAACGUUCGCACGAACAAUGAACGUACUUGUACUUACAACACAGUGUUCCCUAAACACGUCUGGUCGAGUCAACGGAGAGGCAAGUCAAACGUGUGAACCGUUUGUUGUCGAGCUUCUUAAAACUUGUUAAAGCAUGCGAUCGAGCAUUGUUUACAUAAGAGGAAGCGAAGAAGAAAGAUGCGAUAUUGGCGACAAGUGUUCACUCGAAUAGAUUGAGCGAUUACAGGCAGCUUUUGUAAUCUGGAGAGAAAUUUGAAGAAAAAGAUGUUACCAAAUGAAAAUUUAUCCUAGUUAGACGAAAGAACGAUAUUAAUUAUUAAGUCCGUUUUUACUAAUCGUUGAAAUAUCAAGAUUUAAGAUUAUAACUCGCGAUACGAAAGAACAAUUGGAGAUAAUGUAGCCAUCCAUCGGAAGUAAAUGAAUCAAAAAAUUUACACGCGUACGUGAAACUUGUAUUCUUCCUUCCUUCCUACCAGAUGAGAUAACGCAACACUAGCUUGAAACAGACAAAUUGUCUCUCUAUUGACUUCCUACGAACCAGGCACGAAGUUUUGCUAGAAGAAUAAUCGUCCGCACGGAGAAGAUAGCCGUCGAAUAAAUGUGUACGGGGUGUCUCGGAGAAGAAAUAACGAGAUUCUAUGAACUGUAGACGGAGUUACUUUCGUAAUGAUCGACCUUCAAUAGUAAGUAAAAAAAAAUGCGAAAGAAUUUUUAAUAAGAUUUUAUUUUUGCAGACAAAAAUAAGAAAUCAUCUAUUAUUGAUUUUAUAUAUACGUGCUUUUUUAUACAAAAUUAAAUUAUAUUUGAUAAAAGGAUAACCAAUUCUAAAUAGGAGAAAUGGGAAGAUUCUAAAAAGAGGAGAAUGGGAGAAUUCUUAGAACAUAUCUCCGAGCUCUUAAUGUACUUCCUUUCUCGGGACACCUUACACAUCAGAAUCAUGUAAAUCGGAAUGUUAUUUUAAUGAUGAUUCUCUCUGGGUAAAGAAAAAAAUUUUGUUUAUUAAAUAAGAUAGAAACGAUCAUUAAUUAGUGUCGUUCAGGUAAAUUAAAGAGUGAGAGGCAGCGAGAGCGAAAGAUGGAAAGAGAAAGUGACAAAAGUUAGAGUAGGGGAGAGAACUGACAUAUUGGUAUGAUGGAAGCAAAUCGAUCGAGAUCGUUAAUACGAACGGGAGUUCACCUGUUUACGCCUAUAUUUCGAUUGCAAUGCGAUUGAUAUUUGAUAAAAAAAAUAAUAUAUCGUUCACUGAAGAUACAGUUUAGUUCGUUAAGCUCCCUAGCAUUUAAGGAUCUGGUUGAGGUCCAACCAUCAUGAUCUAGUCGUUUGUUGGGAUGAUGAUACGUACGCGAUGCGAAUACGAGACGAGAAACGCGAGCAAAGCCGCUCUGUAACUUACACAGAACUUGGAGAGGUGGAGUAAUUAUAAGAUUGUAAUUAUUAGACGAUAAGAUGUAAACCGUGAUGGACAUUGACGCGCUUGGGGCGCUGAAAUUUCUUGCUUUUGUCCCUGUGAGAAAAAGAAAUGCACGGCGAAUUUUGGAAAAAGUACAAAUUCAUAUUAGAGAGUUCACAUAUUUGAUGAAAUCUAAUCGCCCAAAUUCCAAAGAUUGACUUAAGAGUUCAAUUCCGUAUUUUAGUUAUAUUCUAAUUUCCUACUUUCAGUCCUGCGAUUUCUCGACAAUGACCGAUGAGAGGAAUUAACUGAGAUCACGCUCAACAUCUCAAUUUCGAAAAUCUGUGUGACACAACAAAUUUAUCUCUCUCUCUCUGUCGGUUUCCGUCACAAUUUGAUUUUCUUAAUCAACACAUGUAAACGCCCCAUGCACGUUCAUCCAAACGAAUCGCCUUUAUACAUACGACCAAGCACGACGCGAGGAGUGUUCAAAAGAACAACGCUUUCGCGUGAAUGUUGCGGCACCGUUUGCAGCGUGUGUGAACGAUAUGUGAGAUGCCGGCGUAUGACUACGAUCUCACUUACGUUAAAACGACCAACGAAAGAUCACACGCGAAUGCCUUCGUUAACGACUUACUAAUCACCGACAGACAAUAACUUGGCGGCGGAUGGCCGCGAAUCGUGAGAGGAGUCGCAACGCGCGACACAAAAGGAAAAAGGGGAGCGAGUUCCUCGGGGAUCGUGUUUGCGAUCGCGAGUUCGGUUAAUUAUUGAUCAAUUUCAAAGAACGGUACAUAUCAGCGAAAGCGCGUUGCCUUGCGAUAAAAGGACCGAAUACUGAAGAAGGUAAACCGUAGUGAGGCGCACGUUAUAUUAAUAGACAAUUAUAAAACGACUUAAACCAAUUAGUUACCUUGGCGGCGAUUGAGAGUGGAUGAAAUGGUAGAGUGAAAGGAGAAGAAGGAUGUGAGAUAAAGAGAAGCGUGUGUAGUACCUGUUGCAUCGUAAAAUAUGUGUACGUAUUUCGUAGCGGACAGUGGCGAUAAUAACGAUGGAUAUACGACGGCUUGCGAUAAACUAUUGCGCUGAAUCCGUUAAUCAAAAGCGAUAACACGCGCGAUCGCAAAGUGGUUGAUUAAGAUUUAUUCUUAUCUUCGCGCGAGAGUUGUGCCGUUUCCUCUCUUAUCGUCUUAUUGAGGGAAGAAAAAAGAUUUUAUUUUGUACAUCUCGAAAAUGAGAUAUCACGGUCCCGAAAAUAAAGUUUUACGAUUAGAUAAUACGAGCUUGCAUACCUGAUAGCGGAAAUCAAAGCGAAAUCCAGCGUAAUUUAUCGCGCGUCGUCGUAUCUCGUUUGAUUGUUAACAAUAUGCAUACGCGAAGGCUUGCCUUUUCGGGAUGUCCCCAAGGAGAAGAGCGCUUUUUAGAUUAGUAUCUCUUGCAAGCCAGUCAAAACUUGAGAGGUUUCACUUAAGAUGCGACACCGAGUAUAUAUUUUAGCGAAGUUUUAUACAACGUUUUGAGGAGAUUACAUGUCAUAUAACUUUACGAGAAGUGCUCGAAAAAGUGGAACCAAAACAUUGCCGGGAUUUUUUUUUAGCAAAGCGCGAGUCGCAACGAUUUCACAUACACACAUACGUACGAAGUAAUCCAGGAAGGAUCACGCAAAGCGUAGUACAUUUCGAAAGGAUGAGAGACAAAAAGGGCAGACAUUUAAAAGCGCGAGAAAGAGAACAGGAGUGGAUUUUCGGAGUUCAGAUCCCUGUAUGAUCGGAUCCCAACGAUUUGUAAUGUACAGCUACGUAGCGAUUAGGAAAUAUUAGCGUAAAAAUGUAUAUUGCGUGCAAGUAUUGUAUUAUAUUAAAAAUUUAUUUAGUUAUUUUAUGAAUAAAAAUACAAACUUUGCCGGUUCA